Molecule: messenger RNA, 639 nt
Organism: Raphanus sativus (radish)
Lineage: Eukaryota; Viridiplantae; Streptophyta; Magnoliopsida; Brassicales; Brassicaceae
Product: small nuclear ribonucleoprotein SmD1a
Exons: 4
Coding region: 3-482 (159 amino acids)
Biological process (GO): RNA processing; spliceosomal snRNP assembly
Cellular component (GO): pICln-Sm protein complex; U4 snRNP; U12-type spliceosomal complex
Molecular function (GO): RNA binding
Source: RefSeq, a predicted model, not a curated record
UGAUGGAUUCCAAAAUCGAAGCCGGAUCCGUGCCCGCCGCUAAAGAGCUAACCACUUCGAGGUACAGUCUCCACUGCCAAAGAAGGGUUCUAGGGUUUCGCAGCUCCUUCUUCGCAAUCCCAAAGAUGAAGCUCGUCAGGUUUUUGAUGAAGUUGAACAAUGAAACUGUGUCGAUCGAGCUGAAGAACGGGACUGUGGUCCAUGGAACCAUCACUGGUGUUGAUGUGAGCAUGAACACUCACUUGAAGACGGUUAAAAUGACUCUCAAGGGGAAGAACCCAGUGACGAUGGACCAUCUGAGCUUGAGGGGUAACAACAUCCGCUACUACAUUCUUCCUGAUAGCUUGAACCUCGAGACUUUGCUUGUUGAAGACACUCCUCGACUUAAACCUAAGAAGCCUGUUGCUGGGAAGCCUGUUGGGAGAGGUCGUGGACGUGGUGGUCGUGGCCGUGGUGGUGCUGGUCGUGGCAGAGGUCGUUAAAUGCAGCGACAAGUUUAAGGUGUGUGAGUUGAAUUGAAUCUGUAGGAAGAAGAACCCUUUGGUGGUGUCUCAGUUAUGUAUUUAGAAACUCUUGCAGAGGAAGUUAAUGUGUAAUGCAACUCUAUGGAUUUAAAGGAUUAAGCUUUUCAUGUUAUAA